Puccinia graminis f. sp. tritici CRL 75-36-700-3 is the source of this 1476-nucleotide messenger RNA. RefSeq lists its product as uncharacterized. The transcript has 3 exons. Bases 68 to 1273 code for a protein of 401 amino acids. The record is from RefSeq and is a predicted model, not a curated record. NCBI's taxonomy places the organism in Eukaryota, Fungi, Basidiomycota, Pucciniomycetes, Pucciniales, Pucciniaceae.
CGCAUCACUACUUGAUUGAAAUCGAACGAUUUUUAUUCUAAUUUCGAUUUCGAAUCCGCAUUUCCAGAUGCUUUCAUUCUUCAAGCGGAGGUCGUUGGAUAUGAAGAGGGAGUCUGGCACAUACCACGAGCUCAAUGAAGUCCGCAAGAUCUCGAUUCAAGGAGAGGUUCAAGCGCUCACGAUUGAUCAGCCCAUCGUCCAGAUCAACCACUUCGACUUUGAUAUCAUCCCCUUGCCCAACAGUCUCAUCGGAGAGCCCUGCAAAGUCCAGAAUUCUCUCUCGAAGAUCUCGCGGCGAAAGACGGUCCAGAUACCUUUGAAACCAGCCAAGAAAUUCGGAUUUGCGAGACCGCCUAGCCCGAAGAAAUGCGAGUCAGUGAUCCGUCAACUCAAGACCAUCUUGGCCAAUUCGAAUCCUCAACAACAGCAAGCUUCGAUCAAGCCUGCAAUUGAGCCAUCAGUGGGAGUGGGAAACCCGCGGAAGAAGAAGGUGGUGUCCAAGACGGAUUCCCGGAAGAUCUUGGGGCAUCUGAACGACCCCGCAUAUGCCACCACGAUCAUAUCGAUGCUCAAGGAAGAACCGCAUCCGGUCAGUGUGCUUGAUCACCCAGGCCAAAAUCCAGCCCGUCUUCCGCGCGGAGUAUGUCUUCGCGAAAGCCAGUCCGAAUUCGACUGUCCAUCAGCGGUAGGGGCAGAAGCCAUGGAGGUGUCGAAGACGCUGACAGUCCGAGUCCCCGGUCCCUCAGACGUCAUCAACUUGGUCACCGGCUUGGCCGCCGGAAAGAUCCUCGGCUCGCUCGCGCAGUCGGCCGGCUUCUACGACGUUCUGGCCAUCGGAAGCAAACACUUGGUCGAGAAUACUGAAGGCCAUCAGGAAUUAGUGGGCAUGGUUCCCAAAGAUCGGGUCAGCGUCUGGUGUUACUGGUGGGGCUUUGAGAUCGCGCUUCCGCUCGAAAGCGUGGACCGGCUCAAGACGGUCAAAUCGAUCGAGGCCGCGACAGUGCAGCUGUUGCUGGCGCUGACUGUUGCAGGAGGGGCCGUCGAGCUAGUGCCGUUCAUCCGGUUUAUCAGCGGCUAUUUGGACAUGGAAUGGGCAGCCAUCAGCGAGCAGAACAAAGGGAAAGGAGUGGUGGUUGCGGCUACAUGGGCGCUUCCGAUGGCUCUGGUCCCGCGUCCAUGGGACUUUGGUUCGCCCGCGACUGUUGCUCCCCUCGGUAUCAAGGCUCCCAUUCCUCCCCCAGCAGCCAACGUUCUGGCUAUAUCCAGCCAAUGAUCCAGGCCAUCAUAUGAUCAUCAUUCUUCACUGUUUUUUUUAUCGCGUCUUCUUGUCAAUCUCGGAUUUUUUCUUUUUUUCCCCACUAAUUCUCUUUUUCUUCACGUUAUUUUAUCAGCUUGUUUAAUUUAUUUGUUGUUCUCCGCCCAGUGCGAGUAUUAUGUAUGGUUGCGGGUUUUGAGAUAUGUUAAUGAGCAUUCUUC